Gossypium raimondii (Peruvian cotton) is the source of this 882-nucleotide messenger RNA. RefSeq lists its product as uncharacterized. Bases 1 to 882 code for a protein of 293 amino acids. The transcript has a single exon. The record is from RefSeq and is a predicted model, not a curated record. Lineage: Eukaryota; Viridiplantae; Streptophyta; Magnoliopsida; Malvales; Malvaceae.
AUGGAGAAUGCUGAUUACCAUUACGAGGUUGAUGCCAAGGAUCUAAGUUUGGUCCCAGAUCUAAUACUCCCACCGAAAUUCAAGGCUCCGGAAUUCGAAAAAUAUAAUGGGACUAGUUGUCCUGAAGCUCACAUCACGAUGUUCUGUGGAAGAAUGACAGGAUAUGUUGAUAAUGAUCAACUGUUAAUUCAUUGCUUCCAGGAUAGUCUGAUUGGGUUGGCUGCCAAAUGGUACAACCAGUUGAGCCGUGUCAAUAUCUGCUCAUGGAAGGACUUGGUACAGGCUUUCAUGAAGCAAUAUGGCCACGUAACAGACAUGGCAGCUGAUAGAAUUACACUACAAAACAUGGAAAAGAAGCAAAGUGAGAGCUUCAGGAAAUAUGCCCAAAGGUGGAGAGAGAUAGCGACACAAGUCCAGCCACCUCUUCUGGAGAAAAAAACCACGAUGCUUUUCAUCAACACUCUGAAAGCCCCAUUCAUUAACCACAUGUUGGAAAGCGCUACCAUGAGCUUCUCAGAUAUGGUAAUGUCUAGCGAGAUGAUUGAAAACGACAUAAGAAGUGGGAGGAUAGAUGCGGGGGAAAGUGUCAAAGGAUCAACCCCAAAGAACAAAGAAAAUGAAGUGGGCAACCUGAGCUUGUAUAAUAAAGGGUAUUCUAAAUCGGUCACAGUAGGCCAGCCAAUGACGGUAGCUGCUAGUUAUCGAGGCCCCUCAAGGCAAGAAUCCAACUCGAGGCCAAAUACAGAAAUACUUCAGUUCACAUCCAUCCCAAUGACGUAUAAAGAUUUCUAUCAGAAUCUGUUUAAUGUGCAUGUAGUAGCUCCGUUCUACUUAGAACCCAUGCAACCUCCGUUCCUGAAAUGGUAUGAAGCGAACGCCUAA